This is a messenger RNA of Arabis nemorensis, 588 nucleotides long. The record is from the annotation of a GenBank genome assembly. Lineage: Eukaryota; Viridiplantae; Streptophyta; Magnoliopsida; Brassicales; Brassicaceae.
AUGUACAAAGUCGGAUACUCCGAUGGAUGGAUUCCUAAGGACGACCACACAUAUUACGAUUGGUGGGCCGAGGAUAAGGAAUUUCAUGUCGGAGAUUCUUUGGUCUUUGCAUACGAUCACAACUUCAACGACGUCAUUCAAGUCUCCGGAGCUUUGGAAUACGAAUUUUGCGACUCUUCUUCUCCUAAAGCCGUCUACAAGACAGGACACGAUAUCGUAACCCUAACGGAACCAGGUUAUCACUACUUCAUCAACCCAAAAGAUGAUGGAUGCCCAUUCGGACGACAGAAACUCAAGGUUCUUGUCGUCCAUGACCCGUCAUGUCCGAUUCCUCCACCACCACCUAGCAUUAUUGAUGCAGGAGGCGUUGAAAAAGCCAAAGAAGUCGACAGUGUCUUAGAAAUCAGCAGUGAUCUUGAAUUCAAAUCUUGGGACCGGACUUCUCCUAUAGUUGUGCACAAGAUGGAAUAUGAUCUCGUCAGGGGAGUCCACUAUUUCAUAGCUCAAAGACUAGUCUCUGGGAGUCCCGGCUUAAGCAUUGAGUUGUGGUUGCACCAGUACCCAAUGUUCCGAAGUUGUCACCUAUAG